AUGAGGACGGGGACUUGGUUGCCUUUUCCAGUGAUGAGGAACUGACAAUGGCCUUGUCCUAUGUGAAGGAUGACAUCUUCCGCAUCUACAUUAAAGAGAAAAAGGAGUGCCGACGGGACCACCGCCCCCCCUGUGUUCAGGAGGCUCCCCGAAGCUCAGUGCACCCUAACGUGAUCUGUGAUGGUUGCAAUGGGCCUGUGUUGGGAACUCGCUACAAGUGUACUGUAUGCCCAGACUAUGACCUGUGUAGUGUCUGUGAGGGGAAGGGCUUGCACAGGGAGCACAGCAAGCUCGUGUUCCCCAGCCCCUUUGGGCACCACUCUGAGGGAUUCUCCCACAGUCGCUGGCUCCGGAAGCUGAAGCAUGGGCAUUUUGGGUGGCCAGGCUGGGAGAUGGGCCCACCAGGGAACUGGAGCCCACGUCCUCCUCGAGCUGGAGAUGCCCGCCCCAACCCCACGGUGGAAUCAGCUUCUGGUCCAUCAGAGGAUCCCAGUGUGGAUUUCCUGAAGAACAUAGGGGAGAGUGUGGCAGCUGCCCUCAGCCCUCUGGGCAUCGAAGUUGAUAUUGAUGUGGAGCAUGGUGGGAAGAGAAGCCGCCUGACUCCUGUCUCCCCAGAAAGUUCCAGCACAGAAGACAAAUGUAGUUCUCAGCCAAGCAGCUGCUCUUCUGAAGUCGGAAAACAGGCUGGAAAUGGUGAAGGCACUGCCCAGUCUCUGACAGAACAAAUGAACAAGAUUGCCCUGGAGUCUGUGGGGCAGCCCGAGGAACAGAUGGAGUCUGAUAACUGCUCAGGAGGAGAUGAUGACUGGACUCAUUUGUCUUCUAAAGAAGUGGAUCCAUCUACAGGAGAACUCCAGUCUCUACAGAUGCCAGAAUCAGAAGGGCCCAGCUCUCUUGAUCCUUCCCAGGAGGGACCUACAGGACUGAAGGAGGCCGCUUUAUACCCACACCUUCCACCAGAGGCUGACCCCCGGCUGAUUGAGUCACUUUCUCAGAUGCUGUCCAUGGGGUUCUCAGAUGAAGGUGGCUGGCUCACCAGGCUUCUACAGACCAAGAAUUUUGAUAUUGGAGCUGCUCUGGACACCAUCCAAUAUUCGAAGCACCCACCGCCAUUGUGACAGUUUGUGUCAAGACCCUACCAUCCUGUGUACCUCUUUCUCUGUCUUAUAGUUGUCUUGAGUUAGCAUUGAGCAGCAGGGCCUUACCGAUAAUGGCUAGUUUCUCAGCAUUCUUCCAGAAUCUGUGGGGUGGGGAUGCAUGAAGCCAUUUAGAGCAGUAGGAGGGGGCAGGAGGGGCAAGUUGCACAUAAUGCAUGUGUACAAGGCAUGCCGAUGUCUGAGAAUAGAACUAGCUCCAGAGCUUCCCUUCUGAGGCCUGGCUACAUCCUCCCCGCUAGCAUCACACCAGCAGUACCCAGUGUCCUGCCUAAUGGCCACCUUUUCUGUUUUUAAAAGUAACAGUUGAUUUUUCACAAAUGAUAAUGCUCUAGAGAGCAAGCCCUGUGGUCAUUGGGUUUCUCCUGAGGCUAGGCUCACAGUUGAGCCUUAACAGUGGUGUUUUGUGUGUGUGUGUGAGCGCGCGUGCCGCGCAUCAUGAGGCUUAAACUUGGCCUGAGCACUGUCCCUAGCUCUGUCA
Messenger RNA from Dipodomys ordii (Ord's kangaroo rat), 1635 nucleotides. It is a transcript of the gene Sqstm1, whose product is annotated as sequestosome 1. The transcript is spliced from 7 exons. NCBI's taxonomy places the organism in Eukaryota, Metazoa, Chordata, Mammalia, Rodentia, Heteromyidae. Gene Ontology annotation, cellular component: aggresome; amphisome. Gene Ontology annotation, molecular function: K63-linked polyubiquitin modification-dependent protein binding; protein kinase C binding; zinc ion binding. The coding region runs from base 48 to 1118 and encodes 356 amino acids. The record is from RefSeq and is a predicted model, not a curated record. Gene Ontology annotation, biological process: aggrephagy; endosome organization; mitophagy.